GAAAAUGUGUGCAGCCCUGGCAGCACAACAAUAACAGAGAGAUUUCAACGUAGUGGCAACUUUGCUUUGCUUCGCACCGAGAAAAAUGGCAAAAUUUCUAGGUAUUAACCGCCUAGGCAGACUCUUCCAGGCAAUACGCGAAGCCGGCGGACUUAAGCAGGCCUAUUUAAAGCUAUACAGAAAUGAUGACCUAAAGACGGGCAAGCUAAUUGGCAUUGAUAAGUACGGAAACAGGUACUUUGAGAAUCCCUACUAUUUCUAUGGCAGAAACCGCUGGGUGGAGUACUCGCCUCAUGUGAACAUGGACUACGAUGGCUCUCAAAUACCCGCCGAGUGGUACGGCUGGAUGCACUACAAGACCGAUUUGCCACCCAUUCGCGAUGGCUGCCGACCCAAACACAAGUGGAUUGCGGAUCACAGCGAGAAUCUGUCUGGCACCAAGGAGGCAUAUAUGCCAUACAGCACAACGCCUCCCAAGGUAGAGGCUUGGAAUCCGAACAAGAAGUAAACUUCACGAUUCACUAGGUUAUUGUUAUACGAGAAUAGGAGGAAGGCUGUGGCAGGCAUGGCUCCAAUAAAAUUUGCUUUUAGUUGAGCAUCUUUAUUCGCA
Drosophila arizonae is the source of this 610-nucleotide messenger RNA. It is a transcript of the gene ND-B17.2, whose product is annotated as NADH dehydrogenase (ubiquinone) B17.2 subunit. Lineage: Eukaryota; Metazoa; Arthropoda; Insecta; Diptera; Drosophilidae. Gene Ontology annotation, biological process: response to oxidative stress. Gene Ontology annotation, cellular component: respiratory chain complex I; membrane. The record is from RefSeq and is a predicted model, not a curated record.